GCGCACUAGGGCUGUCAGAGGUCUCAGGACAUGGGACAUUCUAAUAUGCGCCAAUUGCAAUAUCUUCUGUGAUGACCGAAAAUGAAGCCCAAAACAUUACUCCUAGGCCGGCUACCCGGCAUGCGCUGGGCCCCUCACGACAUCCCCUCUUCCGAGCCCUCAUCCUCAAAGCCCAAGUCCCGGAACCCCUUCUCGCUCAAGUCAUCGACUCUGGACAAUGUUACUCCUCGCCCGCGCAAAUCAUCCAAGCCCAUCAGCUUCAGGUCGAAGCCUAAUGUGCAAAUGGAUGCGCACACGCAUGCGCAGCAACAAAGCCUGUUCUUUGCGCUGCUGCCAAUUGAGUUGAGACGCAUUGUGUAUGACUAUGUUAUGGGGGAGGAAGUUGUGCACAUGACGUUGAGUACGAAGAGGAGGUAUGGCCAUUUUGUCUGCGACGACGAGCACGUUGGAGGCAAGCAAGGAAGGCAGUGCGGGUGUCGAGUAUUGGUUGGAGGAAGAAGGGGCGCGAGGUUGGAUACAGCGUGUAUAAACCUAUCAAGGACGUGUAAACUCAUCUACUCCGAAGCCAUAUCGCAUCUCUACCGUCCACACGUCUUCUCACUCCUCCACAUAACCCACCUUCUCUAUCUCCCAUCCUCCCUCUCGCAACCGCGCCUCAACUCCAUCCGCACCCUUCAUCUCCGUUGGGCCAUCCGCGCGCUUCCCUAUCUACGCCGUGGUCCCGCAAACCGCAUCGCAUACCGCGAGGACACGGCCAACUGGGAGCGUGGCUGGCAAAUUAUAGCCGGCAUGGAAGAGCUGAGGAAUCUUUUUGUCGUUUUACUCGACCCGAGUCCACAGCAAUUGUGGGAAAGGAGCUGGCUGGAGCUGCAGGAUAUGCUGCUAGAGAGCGUGAAGGAUGUGAAAAGGCCGAGGGAGGCAGUCGUCGUUCUUCCAUAUCCAAGUUGUGGGACCGAAUGGGAUUCGGCCGAUAGUAGUGUGACGCUAAGAAGUCCGAUUGGUGGCAUAGUCGACCAAGACGAUCAAGAUUGAGGUCUCCGAACGAUACCAAUUCCAGUUUACAUGUAUACGCCACUUUCA
This is a messenger RNA of Pyrenophora tritici-repentis Pt-1C-BFP, 1080 nucleotides long. The record is from RefSeq and is a predicted model, not a curated record. NCBI's taxonomy places the organism in Eukaryota, Fungi, Ascomycota, Dothideomycetes, Pleosporales, Pleosporaceae.